Messenger RNA from Hippocampus zosterae (dwarf seahorse), 4117 nucleotides. RefSeq names its product transmembrane protein 8B (gene tmem8b). The record is from RefSeq and is a predicted model, not a curated record. The transcript has 13 exons. The coding region runs from base 104 to 2617 and encodes 837 amino acids. NCBI's taxonomy places the organism in Eukaryota, Metazoa, Chordata, Actinopteri, Syngnathiformes, Syngnathidae. Gene Ontology annotation, cellular component: plasma membrane.
CCCCCCCCCCUGCCCAAAAACAAAGCUCCCCCACACUCCUUAGCCAACCAGCAGGUGGCGCGCGCCCGUCGUCUGGGUGACGUCAUGCGCUAACAGCUGGUCGAUGAGCCAGGGAGAGAAAGGGAGGGAGGGGGAGGAGAGGAGAGGAGGGGGGGGGUGUAAAAAUGUAAAGCGGCAACAGCGAGCUGCACCGCCGCUACGAAGACUCGGAAGCAUGUGGAGGGUGGACUGCUGCCCCGUCACGAGGAUGCUGCCCUUCAUCGUUUACACUUUCCUCUGCGUUCCUGGGGAUUGCCUUUUUGUGACUGAAUACUUCACCCGAACGCCUCGUAAGCUCAGUGCUUUCAACUCCUUCGCCAGUGUGGAACUGUUCCACUUCAAUGUGCCUGACGACACCAUAAUGGCCGUAUGGAACCUCAUUACCUUCAAGGAACAAGGCGGUACCUUCGGAGACAGCUGCCCCAAUCGCAAUGUCACUGUGUACUUCAGGUCCGGCGCUCCUCCGGUAAUCAACCCCCUGAACACUCACUUCCCUCGGGAUACGGUCGUCCCAGGAUCUUUCGCGGUGACUCUGACCUGGACGCUCCCGAACCGAACAACGGGGGCGUUCAACGUGACCAGCCCGCUCCCGGGGGACUGGUUCCUGGCUGCGCAUUUACCCAAGGAUGAAGGCAAGAUCUCAGUCAAGGGUUUGUCUGAGGAGUGCCAGUAUCUGUUCCAGCCUCAGCUCAUUGUCCAGAGGCUUGUCGGGGUCGCGGUGCUGUACCCGGGAUACUUCAUUGACCAGAUGAUUCCCGCUCACAACAGAUCUGCUCUUUACAAAGUGUUUGUUCCCAAUUACAUAUCAAAGGUGAAAGUUCAGCUGUUGAACUGCGGCGUGAAGAACAAGAGCGGCGACACUUGUCCCGUGGUGUUGAAGAUAAGAGCGCGGGCGCCGCCGGUGCACAACUCGAGUGCCCUCGACUGCCGCGAGUGGAGCCCCUGUGAGCUGGAUGCCGCCGUGCCCGCCUGGGAGCAAUGGUACUACAUCCUGGUGGAGAGAUACCUCACUAACGCCGACGUCUACUUCCGCAUCGGCGUGCAGGUUACGGACUGCACCAAGUCCAAUGCAUCAAAGGAGCAGCCCCCAGCCAGCUCGUCCAUGAACAUGCCGCAGUCGUUCGGCACGGCGAUGGCACUCUACCUUUCCGACAGCCUGUCGGCGGCGGCACCGGCAGGCCCGUGGUACAACGCCACUCAGCCGCAAGCAUCCGGGGACAGCGUCAUCUACUUGGCUCCUCCCACCCCCAGCAACCAGUGCUGGCCCAUCCGCCCGACGCUUCGCAACGAGCUGGAUACGUUCUCGGUGCACUUCUACGUCUUCUUCGGUCCAAAUAUUUCCAUUCCGCCGGACAGGGCGGCCGUGUUCGCCAUCAACCUCAUGCCCGUCUUAGACAGCGGCGGCGUUCUCAACAUGGAGCUCAAGCUCAACAUGUCGACGCUUCAAGACAGGAAUGUCACCGUGCAAGGCUGCCUGACUCACGGGAUGCCGCUCUUCCUUUGGCAAAGCUCAUUAUCCAAAUGUGACUCAGAAUCCGUCGCCGGGUUUUUCCUCUCGGUGAACACCUCCACAAAUAUCACCAAGCUCAGGAUUCCGUACCCUCAGACGGGCACCUGGUACCUCAGUCUGCGCUCUCUAUGCGCCGCACAACACGGUUUUGAGGCGUGCCCCAACAUCACUGCAGAGGUGUACAUGCGCGCCUACCUGACGCCGUGCAUCAACGACUGCGGCACGUACGGACAGUGCAAGCUGCUUCGCACCAACAACUACCUUUAUGCCGCGUGUGAAUGCAAAGCAGGCUGGGAAGGCUGGGGAUGCACAGACAAUUCGGAGGCCUACUCGUACAGCUUCCAGCUCCUCUCCACCCUGCUGCUGUGUCUCAGUAACCUCAUGUUCGUCCCGCCGGUGGUCAUCGCCGUGCGCAGCCACUACCUGCUGGAAGCCUCGGUCUACAUCUUCACCAUGUUCUUCUCCACCUUCUACCACGCAUGUGACCAGCCGGGCAUCGUGGUCUUUUGCAUCAUGGAGUAUGACGUUCUGCAGUUCUGCGAUUUCCUGGGCUCCCUCAUGUCAGUGUGGGUCACGGUCAUCGCCAUGGCGAGGCUGAAGUCCAUCAUUAAACAGGUGCUGUAUUUGCUGGGGGCCAUGUCCCUGUCCAUGGCUUUGCAGCUGGACCGUCACGGUUUGUGGAACCUGCUGGGACCCAGCUUGUUUGCUCUGGGCAUCAUGGCGGUGGCAUGGACGGUGCGCACCGUUCGCCGGCGGCGAUGUUACCCGCCCACCUGGAAGCGCUGGGUGUUCUUCCUCUUCCCGGGCACGGCCAUCGCCACGUCGGCCGUGGCCCUUUACGCCUUCGUGGAGACGGAGGAGAACUACUUCUACAUCCACAGCAUCUGGCACAUGCUGAUCGCCGGCAGCGUGGGCUUCCUGCUGCCGCCCCGCCCCAAACCCGACGCCAAGGUGACGCCGCUGAAGCGCCGGCGAGGCUGCGGCUAUCAGCUGUGCGUCAACGAGCACGAAGAACUGGGCCUGGUGGACCCGGCCAUCAUUUCCAUAAACAGCAUCUGCACUAGCUGAUGAACUCCCGCCCUGGCGCUGCCCCCCCCCCCCCUCCUCCUUCUACCUUAGUGACACUUCAUUGCCUUCUUUGACUUGGGACGUUCACACACGGGAAAUAAGCCACAGAACUUGACAAACAGAUGUAAAUACUUUUAUGCAGAUAACCAACCCAUGGUCAUCUUUUUGUCGUCAUGGUUACCAUUGUUGCCCCCCACCCCCUCCGCCCCCCCGUGAAGCGACGCCACACCACACGGUUCGGUUGCUACAUGUUUCUUGUCGCAACGCUUCUCGCUAAUCGAUCCAAGUCAAGUCCGUUUGAUUUUCUAUCGCGCCAAUUCACAACAGAAAUUAUCUCGAGGCACUUUACGGAUUGUGAGCGAGUCAAGAACCGCACUCCAUACAGCGGAACCUGAAUUUACCAGACCCCGAAACAAUUCAUCGGGCAAAAAGUAGCUUUCAAAGUUCCGAAAUUGGUUGCGUCAUGCUACACAAGGCCGGUCACGUGUUUCUUGCUAGCGCCGCUCUCUCAUCCGAGGUAUAAGAGACGUUACGGUAGACCGGAGCGGCCGAAAAAGUGUUCCGUUAUGGCACUCAUCUCGGCAGAUGCCACUUUGUCAUCAAAACAAGGCAUGCGUCGGCCAUGUUAGCAUGGGAGGGCGCUGUUUCAAAUGUAAUAUAGCGUAGGUGUUAGCUUAGCAUCCGCGGCUACAAGAAUGUGUCGUAUUGACCUAUCUUUGCACUGGAGUGAGUGGCGUACGCAUCUCUUGACAUACUCAUUUCGAGAGUUGUUUUUUAAUUUUUUUUUUUGUAAAUCAAAAUCGUAAUAGAGGUGAAAAAAGACAGCGCUAACAUUGUGGCUCAUGAACGCGACAAGAUUUUCCAAUCGAUUCAAGCUUUAUUUUUUUUUCAUAUUUAAUGGACACUAACUUUUUUUGUACAGUGCAGGACGUUUUUUACACCAUGAAAAUUACAUAAUUGUGCUUGCAAUUGCAUAAUUGGGUGCUUUUAGGCCAGGAACAGCCUCGAACGGGUGACAGCUCAACCCAAAUAGUCUGUUAAAUCGCGGUUCCACUGCGUAGCAAAGUAUCAAAGAACCAAAUGAACCCCACGUCGCAGUGUUUUGAAAAACACGGCUAACCAAACUAACAGAGGGAGCUGAAUUCAAUAGUUUCAGCUCAGCCGAUGUCUCGACGUGAAGGUUUAAAGCAAGAGUCUUUUUGCUUUUGAUGAAUAUAAUUGACUGCCGGUUGACAGACAGCUGAGGUUAAAGAUAAAGUCAGUGCAAGUUUUUUUUUUUCUAAUUUUGAUCUCGGCAGGGUUUAAAAGCCAGGCUCGGCCGGGGACUGAAGUGGACCAUCUUGAAAAGGUUCCGCUUGGCCGCUCACACCAGCGCGCUAUGCAGUUGAGCAUCUGCGCCGGCAUUAGUUUUCGCUGAACCACAAAAACAUGGCGUGAUUGUCAAGGAAGAAGCAGAUCAAAGACAAAGACAGAAAACGAGCAAAAUAUGUGGUUGGGUAU